This is a messenger RNA of Rotaria sordida, 598 nucleotides long. NCBI's taxonomy places the organism in Eukaryota, Metazoa, Rotifera, Eurotatoria, Philodinida, Philodinidae. The record is from the annotation of a GenBank genome assembly.
AUGGAUACUGAUCUAGCUUUUUGUCUUGGUCAAUUUAUUGAUGAUCAAGUUAAAUUAAUUGAUGAUCGUUUAGAAGCAAUUAAACAAGAAGAAAUAAUUGCAUGUGAUCAAAUUGAACAAGAAAGAAAUCUUUAUAAUAAAAAUAAACCUAUUCUAAAGAAUAAAGGCACACAUUAUGAAGAUAAAGCAUGGAUUGAUAAAUUUAUUCAAGAUCUUCGUGAUGAUGAUGCUAAUGUUAGUAAACCAAAAUCAAUAAUCGAUGAUCCAAAUUGUAUUGAGACAUUACGUGCUGAAGUUUCUACAAAAGUAAAUGCUUGUUCAAAUUAUAUAACUCGAAUACGAAAUUUAGCUCAACCAUUACCAAGAACAUCGAAAUUUGUUGAAUCAUGUAAUGAAGCAAUAGAUUAUUUUCGUCGAACACAAGAAUUUGAAGAUAAUUUUAAAAAAUUAUAUACUGUUUUAGAACAAAGUGAUUUAAAUAAUAUUAUUCAAAAUACUCAACAAUGGUGGAAAGAUACGUAUGGAUCUACUAUAGCUGAACUUAAUCGUCUUAAUCAAAAAAUAAAUUCAGCUAUUACAGAAAAUAAUUUUGCUAUUC